Molecule: messenger RNA, 942 nt
Organism: Cyprinodon variegatus (sheepshead minnow)
Lineage: Eukaryota; Metazoa; Chordata; Actinopteri; Cyprinodontiformes; Cyprinodontidae
Product: zinc-binding protein A33-like
Exons: 3
Coding region: 1-942 (313 amino acids)
Molecular function (GO): protein binding
Source: RefSeq, a predicted model, not a curated record
AUGGAAAAAGCAAACAGGCUUAAAGGAGACCAGGUGUCGGUCCUCAGCAGUUAUAAAGCCACUCAGAGCAGAGCCAGAGCCCAGAGCUCACUGUCAGAUCCACAGCUGGUCUCAGGAGCUCUGAUAGAUGUGGCCAAACACCUGGGCAACCUGUCCUUCAGAGUCUGGGAGAAGAUGAAGGACAAGGUCCACUUCAGUCCUGUCAUUCUGGACCCAAACACUGCUUCUGGAUGUCUGCAUCUGUCUGAUGAUCUGACCAGUGUGAGAAAAGGAGACACAGAGCAGCAGCUUCCUGAUAAUCCAGAGAGAAACACUGAGUACGCGUUUGUUUUUGGUUCUGAGGGCUUCAGCUCAGGGAAACACAGCUGGGAGGUGGAGGUUGGAGAUCAUCGCAGCUGGAUUGUUGGUUUGGUUAAAGAGUCUGUUGACAGGAAGGGAGAGUUACGUGUUUCACCUGAAUAUGGAAUAUGGUGUUUAAAGCAUAAUGAUGGUGAAUACACUAAUGGUGUUGGUCAGACUCUCAAAGUGAAGAAGAGUCUCCAGAGGAUCAGAGUCCAGCUGGACUAUGACAGGGGGGAGGUGUCCUUCUACGACCCUGAAGACAUGUCUCAUAUCUACACUCACAGAGACACUUUCACUGAGAAACUUUUUCCUUUUUUCUAUGUUGGAAAAGCUGCUGAUGCUGAAACAUCUGACAUCAAAAUCAGUAAAUCUGAGGUUUCUUUAUUAUUUCAAGACAACUCUGUUGAGUCUGACAGUAAACUGGAUCCAGAACAGAACUGGGUCCAGAGUCCUCAUGUUCUGGUUUCUGUCGGCCUGCAGAGCUCCUGCAGCUCCUCCAUGAUGGAGGAUAAUAAAGCUGAAAGUGCAGGAAGUUCUAUCUGUACAGAGAGUCAAUGUCCAGCUCUGAUUGUGAUCAUCAACAUGCUAUCAUCCUGUUAA